GUGCUUGAAGUAGACUUUCACGGCAUCGACAAGGACCGUACAAUCAAGACGGUAGUAGUGCGGAAUCAUCCAUUUGAAGAACCGUCAAUAGCUUCGCAUAAUGUUUUCAUGAUAUAGGAACACAAUACUACCAUAUUCUUCAUGCAUUGAGUAGCGGCCCCCACCUGUUGUGCAGUCCUCAUGUUUUAUCUCGGUCGCAAUUCUGAAUCAGGCUACUCAUCAGAACCUCGUUGCGAUGAUCGCAUGUAUUCAAUUCUCUGGGUCAGAACCUCCUUACGCAGUUCUUUUUCCAUCUACAUACCACGAGAGGCGUCUCCUGGCUGUAUAAGAAUACGGCGAGGUUUUUCACAAAGCUCCAAGAUUCCUGCGCAACCACAUCAGCAUCUCAUCCUCAUCUUACGCCUCUGCCUAUGUCGCAAACCCCACCCCCCGCCAUUACUGAUUUUCCAAUUAGGAAAUGUGUUGUCAGCCGUGCCAGCAUGCUGUACAAUCACUGGGUCACAGUUUUUCAACAUGAAACUUAUCGAGCUCCGCUCCCGGGACACAUGUACUAUGUCAGGUACAACCAUCGUACCUCACCUACUACUAUAGAGCAGCGAUUCCUUGUCCUCUCCGAGUCUGCUCUUGGUGACCAUGCCCCGUUCGGAGAGGCCGAGCGUGCCCGCACUGUCUACGAUCCCGCUAAUCUCGGACCCCCCGUGUAUUAAUCCUGAAUCCAGGCUUUGUACCACGGUUCCCAAUGUGCAGGUUUUUCAGGGUUACGUGCUUGUGUUUGUAUGAUAGCUAACAUGGAUCAUGUACUUGUAUCAGCGGCAGAGAAUCCAUUUUAGUGUACUUGUAUCAGCGGCGGAGGAUCCAGAAUAUUAUUGUACGAUUAUGUCCGACCCGCACGUUGUUCAGGCGGAUUGCGAUACACGGGGUCCGCUGUGAGUUU
Molecule: messenger RNA, 934 nt
Organism: Somion occarium
Lineage: Eukaryota; Fungi; Basidiomycota; Agaricomycetes; Polyporales; Cerrenaceae
Source: the annotation of a GenBank genome assembly